AUGGACAGUCGCUACGUAUUAAACAGCAUAAAUGGCAGUAAAAAGAACACUAAAACAGAAGUGAACAUCCAGCAUCUUGCAAGACACUUAGGCAAGCAGAGACAAAUCACUUUCUGCUGGGUUCCCGGGCACUCUGGCUCCCAAGGAAACGAUAGGGCUGAUAUGCUGGCUAAAAAGGCCGCCAGCAGCAACCAACUAUCUAUCACUUUUGAUAAGCUCCCCAUCAGUUAUAUACACAGGUACAUAACAGAGAAGAUCAAUAAAGAAUGGCAAAAGGACUGGUCUAACUUGUCAACAGGAAGGACUACCUACUGCUUCUUACCAUCCAUCACUGGUCGCCAAGCCAUGGGCUACCUCACCCCUUCCUACUGCAUGACUCAGCUUCUAACCGGCCAUGGGAAUCUUCCUAGUUACCUACACCGCAUCAAGAAAAGAGACAAUAAUUACUGCAGCUGUGACAACACGACAAUAGGUGACAUCAGCCAUACACUCUUGGACUGUCCACUGUAUGAUGCACCUAGGGGCAAACUAAUCACUCAGUGCGCGGAGAACGGCAAGACUUGGCCUCCACCAUGGGAGGACUUUCUCAGCACCAAAAAGAACUAUUCGCUGCUUGAAAAAUUUAUCACCGAGUGCGGGAUCUUCGAUCAUUCCAGCGACCAGGCCUGUAUGGAGGCUCACAGUAACCGGCCACCACUCCUCUACGCAGGGUGA
This is a messenger RNA of Centruroides sculpturatus (bark scorpion), 714 nucleotides long. RefSeq lists its product as uncharacterized. Bases 1 to 714 code for a protein of 237 amino acids. The record is from RefSeq and is a predicted model, not a curated record. Lineage: Eukaryota; Metazoa; Arthropoda; Arachnida; Scorpiones; Buthidae. Gene Ontology annotation, molecular function: nucleic acid binding; RNA-DNA hybrid ribonuclease activity. The transcript has a single exon.